AACAAUAGCAAUAAUAACAAUGACAAUGAUAAUAAUAUGAAUGGCUCAAAUGCUAUCCCAAGUUAUAUAAUACUUGGCAAUCAAUUUAGAAACCAAAAUAAUAAUAGCAACAAUAAUACUAUUAACCCACCCAAUAAUAAUGGUAACAAUAAUAUGUUUAAUUUCAAUAAUAAUAUUAAUAAUAAUAAUAAUAAUAAUAAUAUUAAUAAUAAUAAUAAUAAUAAUAACAAUAACAAUAACACCAAUAAUAUGAAUAACAAUAUGAAUAAUUAUCAUUUUAAUAACCAAGGUAUCAACAUAAAUAAUGGAAUGAAUUCCAAUGGCUUUAGUUUAAACCCAAAAAAAAGAAGAUUUGAUGAAGAAAACUUUCAACAGAACUUUAGCGAUAUGAACUAUGCAAACAAUAUAAACGAUAUGGAUAGCAAUAUGAACAACUAUUUCCCACAAAAUCAAAAUCAAAAUCAAAAUCAAAAUGUUAAUUACCAAAUACAAAAUAUUACAGGAAAUAAUGGUAGUAAUGGUGGUAAUAAUAUGAAUUCUAACAAUAAUGGUAAUAACAAUAACAAUAACAAAAAUAAAAAUAAAAAUAAAAAGGGAAAAGGAAAAGCUCAAAGUAGUCAAAUUGGGAAUAAAAAGAAUAAGAAUGAAAUUUCAGAUCAAAAUAAACUAUCUUAAUUAUUUGUAUAAUAUAACUAAAAAAAAUAAUAAAAAAUAAAACUUUCGAACAAUUAGCUAAUUUAUUAAAUUAG
This is a messenger RNA of Dictyostelium purpureum, 749 nucleotides long. RefSeq lists its product as uncharacterized. NCBI's taxonomy places the organism in Eukaryota, Evosea, Eumycetozoa, Dictyosteliales, Dictyosteliaceae. Bases 37 to 675 code for a protein of 212 amino acids. The record is from RefSeq and is a predicted model, not a curated record. The transcript has a single exon.